This is a messenger RNA of Neoarius graeffei (lesser salmon catfish), 6292 nucleotides long. RefSeq names its product inversin (gene invs). Gene Ontology annotation, molecular function: protein binding. The coding region runs from base 157 to 3198 and encodes 1013 amino acids. The record is from RefSeq and is a predicted model, not a curated record. The transcript has 18 exons. NCBI's taxonomy places the organism in Eukaryota, Metazoa, Chordata, Actinopteri, Siluriformes, Ariidae.
CAGAACGGGAAAAAGUUUUAUCGGUCUGCUUUUUGGCCAAAUCCUACAGAAAAAACGCUAAAACAAUGAAAGGAUUGUGAAUGUUUUUACAGUGUACGUGGUGCUGCAUGCAGGCACAUAGAGCUCCUUGGACUGUAUUUCAUCUUGAAUGAGGCUAUGGAGCAGCCUUUGAAGUCGACUGGCCCCGCCCCCUUAAGCUCACAGGUGCAUGCAGCGGCCGUGAAUGGAGACAGGAGCUCCUUACAGAGACUGAUCGCAGCAGAGCCAUGUUUGAGAGACAGUGAGGAUCAGUUUGGCAGGACUCCUCUCAUGUACUGCGUGCUGGCUGACCGCUUGGAUUGUGCGGAGACGUUACUGAAGGCCGGAGCCUCCGUUAACAAAGCUGACCGCAGCAACAGGACCGCACUGCAUCUCGCUGCACAGAAGGGCAAUGUUCGUUUCAUGAAAUUGCUCCUUUCGCGGCAUGCUAAUUGGCUGUUGAAGGAUCUUGAGGAAAUGACACCGUUGCACUUGGCAACACGUCACUCCAGCCACAAGCCUCUCUCUCUCCUGCUCAAGCACAUGGCACCUGGAGAGGUGGAUACUCAGGACAGGAACAAGCAGACAGCGCUGCACUGGAGUGCGUUCUACAACCACCCCGAACACGUGAAGCUGCUGAUCAAACACGACUCGAACAUCGGAAUCCCUGACAGCGAGGGCAAGAUUCCCCUGCACUGGGCCGCUCACAACAAGCACCCUAAUGCCACACACACUGUUCGCUGCAUUCUGGACGCUGCUCCCACUGAGUCUCUUUUGAACUGGCAGGAUUACGAAGGCAGGACGCCACUUCAUUUUGCAGUGGCUGAUGGGAAUGAAGCGGUGGUUGAAGUUUUGACUUCAUACGAAGGCUGCAGUGUUACAGCCUACGACAAUCUCUUCCGAACACCGCUUCACUGGGCCGCGUUGCUCGGCCAUGCACAGAUUGUUCAUCUGCUGCUGGAGAGAAACAAGUCUGGUAUGAUUCCAUCAGACAGCCAGGGAGCCACGCCACUGCACUACGGGGCUCAGAGCAACUAUGCUGACACGGUGGCGGUGUUCCUGAAGCACCCCUCGGUACGUGAUGAGCCUGAUCUGGAGGGCAGGACUGCCUUCAUGUGGGCUGCUGGGAAGGGCAGUGACGAUGUCAUCAAAGUCAUGCUGGAGCUUAAGCGAGAUCUGGACAUCAACAUGGCUGACAAGUAUGGUGGAACAGCACUUCAUGCAGCUGCACUCUCAGGCCAUGUCUCCACUGUGCAGUUGUUGCUGGAGAAAGGAGCCAUGUUGGACCCACUGGAUGUGAUGAAACACACUCCUCUGUUCCGCGCCUGUGAGAUGGGCCACCGCGAUGUCAUUCUCACCCUUAUUAAAGGUGGGGCACGUGUGGACUUGGUAGACACAGACGGUCAUUCGGCGCUGCACUGGGCAGCACUGGGUGGAAAUGCAGAGGUGUGCGAGGUGCUGAUGGAGAACGGGCUCGGACCAAACCUGCAGGAUCAUGCAGGCAGGACGCCGCUGCAGUGUGCUGCGUAUGCAGGGUAUAUAAACUGCAUGGCCCUGCUUAUCCAACAUGAUGCUGACCCCAACAUCCAGGAUAAAGAGGGGAGGACGGCACUCCAUUGGUCAUGUAAUAAUGGUUAUUUGGAUGCGGUGAAACUUCUUUUGGGAUGUGGAGCUUUUCCGAACCACAUGGAGCAUACAGAGGAGAGGUACACUCCUCUGGACUAUGCCUUGCUGGGAGAACAUCAGGAGGUGACGCAGUUCCUUCUGGAGCACGGUGCUUUGUCCAUUGCUGCCAUCCAGGACAUCGCUGCCUCGUCCAUUCAGGCUUUGUACAAAGGCUAUAAAGUGCGACGAGCUUUCAAGGAGCGCAAGAACCUCUUAAUGAGGCACGAGCAGCUUCGUAAAGAUGCAGCCAAGAAGAGGGAAGAGGAACGCAGGCGUGAAACCGAACAGCAGCUCUCCUUGGCCGGAGCGCAGCAUCAGCAGAUCUCAUUGGUCCAGGUUGGUAGCGAGAGGCUGCCGUUGGCUGCUACUGAACUCAGCAGUGAGAUUAAAGACCUGAAGCUUAAAGGUCACAAACAUCGAAAAUCAUCAAAGGUGCUUCGUAACCAAUCGCACGACCGGACUGAGAAAAAGCCAAAAGAGCCAGAACACAUGGCCGAAGCUCCAGACACCUCUCAGCUGUCUGAUUUAAACCUGCCCGUGACCUCUCAGAGCCCCAACAGAUCAGACACAAGGACAGAUACGUGUGUGGGUGGUGUGUAUGCACAGGAGGAGUGUGCAUCCAGGCCAGAGCGUCAUUCUCCAGCAGGUUCCAGCAGGCCGGGCAGUGCCAGACACACACACCCUGCUCAUUCGAGACCCAGGACUUCACCUUGCACUCCAGAAACCAACUCUAAACCAGAGCCGAAGACGAGCCAUCCAGCUGUAGCGUCCUCUCCUGCAGCUGCCAGUCAGUCCAGCAGUUUUGUCUCCGUUCCCAUCCAAACAGGACGGGAGAAGAGGAGAACGAAGGAGCCACGGGCUGAAGGAGAAAAGGAGAAGGCAUCCAGGCCCAAGAAAGAGAAGGCACAAAGGGCUGAGAAAGAGGAGGAGAAGAGUUCGAGGACUGCGAAAGAAGCAGAAAGAGAGAGAGAUCAGUGCAAAGAGGUCGAAAAAGGAAAACGAAUGGAAAAAGAGAAGGAGCACAGAAGAAGGGGUCAUAACAGAAGGAACCAAGCAGCGAGAGUGAUCCAGACAGCGUGGAGGAGGUUCUGUGUUCGGAGACGCCUGAAAGAACUGUUGUGUGGAAACAUUAAAAGGCCCGAGCCUGCAGAGGUCACUGCGCUUCUGAUUCGGUUUUUAUGGGAGCAACCACUCCACAUCGAUAACACUCGCCAGAAAGCCAUUUCUCGAACACAGUCACCUCCUGCUAAAGCUGCAGCAAAGAAAAGCUCAGUGCUGCAGAGUAUUUAUGGAGGAGCCCAAGCCAAAAGGGGGCGCUCUCUGAGAGCUGUGUCCACCUUCAACACACACAACCAGAGUCAACUACUGCACGACCUUUCGCUUAAACCCACCAAACAAACGAAUUUUCCUGGCGUGGAGUGCGUGCACUUACUGGACUCUCUGAAUCAAGCCAAGCAGUACUCUUAUCACCUGCGUCCUCAGAGUGCCAGAAGCCAGAACAGAACCAAGGACUGAGAGCACCUUAGCAUAGGUCCAUAACCAAUGACUGAACUGCAGGAAGUAGAUUAAACAGCUUCAUCGAGUGGCACCAACAGACAGAAAACUGACACACGCACAGCAUCAUCUGCUUAUUUAUAUAUUUAUGUCUGGAAACUGAUGGGUUCCAGGAACCUAAAAGAUAUCAGUGAGGUACUGAAGGAGGUCAAAGUUUAAGCCUACAAGUACAAUAUCUGCAGACGUAAACAUGAUUUUUUUUUUUUUUUAUCCUGUUCUACAGGAUGGCAGACUUACACCUGACAUAAAGCCACCUGCAAGAAAGUAUGAUGUAAUACAUCACGUACAAGCGUGAGAUUUUCACCAGAACAAACAUUGACAUUGUAUUGAUCACUUUGUCCACAAGUUUUGUUUUGUUAUAAUUGUUUCUAAGGAUCCUGUAGAAUACAGUUAGGUCCAUAAAUAUUUGGACAGAGACAUCAUUUUUCUAAUUUUGGUUCUGUACAUUACCACAAUGAAUUUUGAACAAAACAAUUCAGAUGCAGUUGAAGUUCAGACUUUCAGCUUUAAUUCAGUGGGUUGAACAAAAUGAUUGCAUAAAAAUGUGAGGAACUAAAGCAUUUUUUAAACACAAUCCCUUCAUUUCAGGGGCUCAAAAGUAACUGGACAAAUUAAAUAAUUGUAAAUAAAAUGUUCAUUUCUAAUACUUGGUUGAAAACCCUUUGUUGGCAAUGACUGCCUGAAGUCUUGAACUCAUGGACGACAUCAGAUGCUGUGUUUCCUCCUUUUUAAUGCUCUGCCAGGCCUUUACUGCAGCGGUUUUCAGUUGCUGUUUGUUUGUGGGCCUUUCUGUCUGAAGUUUAGUCUUUAACAAGGCAAAUGCAUGCUCAAUUGGGUUGAGAUCAAGUAACUGACUUGGCCAUUCAAGAAUAUUCCACUUCUUUGCUUUAAUAAACUCCUGGGUUGCUUUGGCUUUAUGUUUUGGGUCAUUGUCCAUCUGUAUUAUGAAAUGCCGACCAAUCAGUUUGGCUGGAUUUGAGUGGACAGUACAUCUCUGAAUACCUCAGAAUUCAUCCAGCUGCUUCUGUCCUGUGUCACAUCAUCAAUAAACACUAGUGACCCAGUGCCACUGGCAGCCAUGCAUGCCCAAGCCAUCACACUGCCUCCGCCGUGUUUUACAGAUGAUGUGGUAUGCUUUGGCUCAUGAGCUGUACCACACCUUUGCCAUACUUUUUUCUUUCCAUCAUUCUGGUUGAGGUUGAUCUUGGUUCCAUCUGUCCAAAGAAUGUUCUUCCAGAACUGUGCUGGCUUUUUUAGAUGUUUUUUUAGCCAAGUCCAAUCUAGCCUUUUUAUUCUUGAGGCUUAUGAGUGGCUUGCACCGUGCAGUGAACCCUCUGUAUUUACUUUCAUGCAGUCUUCUCUUUAUGGUAGAUUUGGAUAUUGAUAGGCCUACCUCCUGGAGAGUGUUGUUCACUUGGUUGGCUGUUGUGAAGGGGUUUCUCUUCACCAUGGAAAUUAUUCUGCGAUCAUCCACCACUGUUGUCUUCUGUGGGCGUCCAGGUCUUUUUGCAUUGAUGAGUUCACCAGUGCUUUCUUUCUUUCUCAGGAUGUACCAAACUGUAGAUUUUGCCACUCCUAAUAUUGUAGCAAGUUCUUGGAUGGUUUUUUUCUGUUUUCGCAGCUUAAGGAUGGCUUGUUUCACCUGCAUGGAGAGCUCCUUUAACUGCAUGUUUUCUUCACAGCAAAAUCUUCCAGAUGCAAGCACCACACCUCAAAUCAACUCCAGGCCUUUUAUCUGCUUAAUUGAGAAUGACAUAACGAAGGAAUUGCCCACACCUGCCCAUGAAAUAGCCUUUGAGUCAAUUGUCCAAUGACUUUUGGUCCCUUUAAAAACAGGGUGGCACAUGUUAAGGAGCUGAAACUCCUAAACCCUUCAUCCAAUUUUAAUGUGGAUACCCUCAAAUGAAAGCUGAAAGUCUGGACUUUAUGUCCAUUAUAUAACUAUAACCUGAAUAUGUUUCAGUAAACAGGUAAAAAAAAACAAAAUUUGUGUCAGUGUCCAAAUAUAUAUGGACCUAACUGUAUGUCACGUGACUGACUGGUCUGAUCAAUAAUUGGGUCAUUGAGUGCAAAAAAAAAAAAAAAUCACUAUUGUGUACUUUACUUUUAUAUACAGAGUGGUGACAAAUUAAAGGAAAAAACACAACAGCGGUUCUGUUAUGUUGUGGGAGCCAUUUAACAGCAGAGUAUAAAUGCACACUUCUCUGUCAAGUCAUGUUAUUUUCUUCGUGGAUUAUUAUUUGUAUUUUUAAGCAAGGCAACUUCAGUAAUUAGUCCUGAGAGGGUGAACAAAUGCAUGAUUGGCUGUAACAAAGAACAUACUAGAGAUUAUUCUUCGACACUGAACUACACCCCUUUUUUCAUCCAUUUAAUCGUUUUGGUUUUUUUUUCAGGAUUGGUUCAAAUUGUCUGAAAUAUUUUUCUGGCCACAAUUUCAUUUCACGAGUCCUGAAUCAAAAAGGCAUUAACUGCAAAUCAGUAUACAAAGUUCUUUUCAUUGAUCACCUUUAUCUUACGUCGUCAUCAUCAUCAGAGCAUCCUCAGAUGAAUAUCAUGACCUACUUGUCUCCAUAGUCUCCUCUCCUCCGUUGCUUUUGGCAGGUCAUUCUUGAUUAUUUCAGAGUCUUCAAUCAGUUGGUCAACAAACGUUCUUUCAGGACACCCUCUUGGUCGCUUUCCGUGCGUUAGUUCCCAUAGCAACAUUUGGCUAACCACUUCAUCCUUGCUACGAUAGCAAUGGCCACAGAAUUGCAGUCGUCUUUUCCUUAUAGUGGUAGUAACACUGGGAAGAUUGCCAUAUAACACCUGGUUUAUUGUGUAGGACUGCCAUUUGAUAUUAAGUGCUGCUUUUAGAAGCCUUGUGUAGGUCCCAUCUCAUUUUCUUUCCAGUGCCUUUGUGAGGGUCCAAGUAGUGCAGCCAGAUAACAGCACGGUUUCUACUGUUGCUCGAAAGAAAUUGAUCUUUAGCUUUCUGCUCAGGUUUGAUUCCCAUUUUGUUUCCAUUUUCGACAUAGUGGUGCUUGAAAGUUUGUGAACCCUUGAGAAUUUUCUAUAU